UAAAAGAUAAAGAAGGGAUUAAAGAUGUUUCGUCGCGGAAAAUUUUCUUUUCUAACCAGCAAAGAUGAUCGCAUUAAAAUCAUCAAUGAACGCAUAAAUUUGACAGAACGCCAUUUAAUGGAAAUGUGUUCAGCUUUUUCGAUGCUAACACGAAAAAUGGCUAAAUAUCGCGAUGCACACGAUGAGUUGGCUAAGCACAUUAAGAACUAUGCAGAUGAGGAGGAAAUCAAUGAGAGUUUGUGCAAUGGACUUAAGAGCUUAACCAACGCUUUGACCAUAACAGGAGAUUAUAUGGAUAUUAAUGUGAAGAGGUUGGAGCUGAAGAUAGUUAACGAGCUGGCGCACUUUGAGCAGCUGUGCAAGUCCACUAGGGAUAAUCUGCGUCUUGCUGUCAUCGCAAGGGACAAGGAGGUGCUCAGCCAGCGUCAGAUGCUGGAGCUGAAAUCCAAAUUUGCAGCAAACAAUACCGCCGCUGAUUCCGAGCUCUUCAAGACCAAAUUGGAAGUUCAGCGCACCAACAAGGACAUCGACGAGAUCAUCAGCGGCUUUGAGCAGCGCAAGCUGCGGGAUGUGAAGCAAGUGCUGAGCGACUUUAUAUUGAUAGCCAUGAAACAGCACACCAAGGCUCUGGAGGUGCUCAGCGCCAGCUACUAUGAUGUGUGCAACAUCGAUGAGCGUGACGAUUUCCUGCAAUUUCAAAAGCUAAUGAAAACAAAGGAGGAACCCGUCGUCACUCGCAAAUCGGCUCUCAAAAAAGGUUUGCGCUCCCAAUCUAUGGACAGUUUGGAUCACAAUCAUCUGAGCCCACUCAAAAGACAGCAGAAGCUAUCGAAGAGUACAAAGAAUUUGACUGGAGCUGGAAUACCGCGAUCUGGUAAGCCGGAGCAGAGCGAAGAGGAUGACAGCGAGCUGGAUGAGGAUGAUGACGAUGAGGAAGAGGAGGAGGAGAGCGAACAAAGCGUCGAGGAGGAGGAUGAAGAGGAAGAGGCCUCCGGCAGCGUUUCAGACGACGAGGGCGAACAGGGAAUGCCACACGAGAAUGUCUUUGGUGCCAAGGCCAGAAACAAGGAUUCAGCCAGUUCAACAGCAACUCCAUUGAAGCCAGUGGUGCGACAGCCAGUCAAACAUCCUUUUAAGGCCGUGGCAGCCACGCAUGUGGCACUCCGUAAACAACGCACAGAACGAGACGCUGGCAUAGCAACUGAGGGUGGAGGAGGCGGGCGUCGCCUGGUGACAGUUGUUGAAUCGAAGCGUGCCUAAGAUCUGAACAGUUUGACAUGCAUUGAUGGUGUUUUUCUCAUUUUUGGUGUGUACAAUUCUUGAUUUUUAAUUAUAAUAAAAAAACGUGUACCGGCAAAAAUUUCAAAUGAUUGCCUAACAAUUAAAUUUUCCAAAAUGCACUUAACUUAAAUUUUGACAUCAACUUAAAACUAU
Molecule: messenger RNA, 1434 nt
Organism: Drosophila navojoa
Lineage: Eukaryota; Metazoa; Arthropoda; Insecta; Diptera; Drosophilidae
Gene: Fam92
Product: CBY1 interacting BAR domain containing protein Fam92
Biological process (GO): cilium assembly
Cellular component (GO): ciliary basal body; ciliary transition zone
Source: RefSeq, a predicted model, not a curated record